Molecule: messenger RNA, 1031 nt
Organism: Hippocampus comes (tiger tail seahorse)
Lineage: Eukaryota; Metazoa; Chordata; Actinopteri; Syngnathiformes; Syngnathidae
Product: transcription factor 7-like
Exons: 3
Coding region: 261-1019 (252 amino acids)
Biological process (GO): regulation of transcription by RNA polymerase II; canonical Wnt signaling pathway
Cellular component (GO): catenin-TCF7L2 complex; beta-catenin-TCF complex; chromatin
Molecular function (GO): RNA polymerase II cis-regulatory region sequence-specific DNA binding; DNA-binding transcription factor activity, RNA polymerase II-specific
Source: RefSeq, a predicted model, not a curated record
AAGUCCGCCAGUUUUGAGAAGCCUCGCUGCGUCGUGAUGGUACAAAUCUUUUCUCUUUGAAGUCUACUGAACACUAUUGACGUUAUUUCAACGCACAUUCGACGCCGAAUGAUGGUUUUGUUAGCCCGUUAGCUUUAGCUGCCGCGGCUCUUUCACCAACGGCCCGUGACGUAAUAAAGGGGAAUAUAAGGAGGGGGGGGGGGGAUGCAAAAUGCCGCUCAUCCAGGUGAACAAGUUAAAUAAAAACUUCGCGACCCGAGAUGGCGGCAAACGUCGAGUGGGACCUGCUUUUAGAAGUCAUCAACGCGGACCUAAAUCAACAACAGGUCAAUGUUACAGCGGCGGAGGUGAACCAAAUGCCUGUUGAAGUUCUUGAUGCCCAGCUUUUUUACGAGUUGGCACAGGACUCCUUUUUUCUCCCUUCUCCUCCACCACCACCUCCUCCUCCUCCUCCAAAAGCCACGAACUUUGUUUUCCCCGACAAGAAAAAGAGGAAAACAGGAGCUCAGGAUUCCAGCAGGCCCUACAUAAAGAAGCCCCUCAAUGCCUUCAUGCUCUUCAUGAAGGAGCAGCGGCCCGUGGUCAAGGCCCAGUUCCUUCAUAAAGACAGCGCCACGGUCAACAAGAUCAUGGGGCAAAUGGUGAUUUUUUGUGUUUGCGCCACGUUAUCGUUUGACACAAAUGCGUGUGCUGACACAGUGAUCGCAUCCGCAGUGGAAGUCGCUGAGCCUGGAACAGCAGGAGAAAUACUACGAGGAAUCCGAGCGGCUCACCGUAAUCCACGCCAGCACAUACCCGGGCUGGUCCUGCAGAGACAAUUACGUGAGCCACCUCUUUUUUUUCCUCAUUUUCACAAAAGUCAACAAAUUUGUCCAGUGCAGUUUUUGUGCGUAAUGCACAGUGGUUUCUUCUGGUGCAGGGCAAAAAGAAAAAAAGAGUGUGGAGAAGCGCAGCCACCGGUUUCAACAAUCGGAGCAGUAAGUACGCCUUCUCCAAUAGUUUUCGUUCUACCCGCAUAGGUGCACCUCAAG